Molecule: messenger RNA, 1316 nt
Organism: Lepus europaeus (European hare)
Lineage: Eukaryota; Metazoa; Chordata; Mammalia; Lagomorpha; Leporidae
Gene: ALKBH4
Product: alkB homolog 4, lysine demethylase
Exons: 3
Coding region: 7-921 (304 amino acids)
Biological process (GO): oxidative demethylation; actomyosin structure organization; protein demethylation
Cellular component (GO): contractile ring; midbody
Molecular function (GO): demethylase activity; oxidoreductase activity; actin binding
Source: RefSeq, a predicted model, not a curated record
GGCGCGAUGGCGGCGGCGGCGGCGGCGGCCGAGGCUCCGGAGGUGCUCAAGGAGUGUGGCUGCAAGGGCAUCCGGACCUGCCUGAUCUGCGAGCGGCAGCGCGGUGGGUUCCCGCCCUGGCAGCUCUCCCCGCAGAGAACACACGAGUUCCUUUACUGCUCGGACACGGGCUGGGCCGUGGGCGCCGCCGACUCUGACUUUGAGGGCUGGGCCUUCCCCUUCCCGGGGGUGAUGCUCAUCGAGGACUUUGUGACCCGGGACGAAGAGGCCGAGAUGGUGCGGCUGAUGGACCGCGACCCCUGGAAGCUCUCGCAGUCUGGACGACGGAAGCAGGACUACGGCCCCAAGGUCAACUUCCGGAAGCAGAAGCUGAAGACCGGGGGCUUCCGAGGCCUCCCCAGCUUCAGUCGCGAGGUGGUGCGGAGGAUGGGCCUCUACCCCGGCCUGGAGGACUUCCGGCCCGUGGAGCAGUGCAACCUGGACUACUGCCCCGAGCGGGGCUCCGCCAUCGACCCCCACCUGGACGACGCCUGGCUGUGGGGCGAGCGGCUGGUGAGCCUCAACCUGCUGUCCCCCACCGUGCUGUCCAUGAGCCGGGAGGCGCCCGGCAGCCUGCUGCUCUGCUCGGCGCCGGCCGCCGGCCCCGAGGCCUUGGUGGACAACCUGAUCGCCCCCAGCAGGUCCGUGCCGUGCCAGGAGGUGGAGGUGGCCGUGCCCUUACCCCGCCGCUCCCUGCUGGUGCUCACGGGGGCCGCGCGGCACCAGUGGCAGCACGCCAUCCACCGCAGGCACGUGGAGGCCCGGCGCGUGUGUGCCACCUUCAGGGAGCUGUCGGCCGAGUUCCGCCCCGGGGGGCGGCAGCAGGAACUGGGGCGGGAGCUCCUCAACAUCGCGCUCUCCUUUCAGGGGCGACCGGUGUGAGCCUCACCCCGCCCUCGGCCUGAUGGCAGCAGGCAGACUAAGCCCCCCCCAUCGGCUGGACGGCAGCAGGGAGACAGCCCCCCGCCCCCCGCCCUCGGCCGGAGGGCAGCAGGGCCCUGGCUAGUGCCCAGACGGGAGACUGAGCCCCCCCGACCCCCACCCUCAGCCAGGCGGCAGCUGAGACGCGAGACUGAACCCCCACUGCCCCCCACCCCAGGAUGGGAGCCAGCCCUCGGCCAGACGGCAGCAGGGCCCUGGCCAGUGCCCAGACGGGAGACCCCCGGGCGCCGUGGGCAGUGAGGCCUGCCCGGGGCUGUUCUGAGGGGCAGGCGCGUCCCACCUGCACCGUGGCCACCCGGCCUGGGUCGUUUGGUUGUCACAGUUUGGAGAAGCGG